GUCUCAUUUUAUUAGUCAGACGGAAUAAUAAUAACACAUAACUUGCGUUCUACAAACGGAUCAUGGCAAAAAUAAUGAAUUGCUCAAUAUUUUUCGCCCUUAAAUUUCUAGUUUUAAUUUUAACUCCUCGUUUCGAUACAUCUGUCGCAAAGUGUUUAUAUAAUUAUUCGGUAGAUUUGACGGGUGUGACACCAAAUGAAAAUGGUGCAUACCCUUAUGAGGACGUUGUAAUACCGCCGCAUUUGGUGUUCGAUUAUAAAAUGCCAAAAAGAAAUUGUAAAAACGAUCAACAUCAAUUGGCAAAUAUUCAAAAACGUGGCUGCAUUUGUAUGGUGAAAAAAUGCUUACGUGUGUGCACAGAGAGUUUUAGAGUAUACUACCAAGAAAGCAUAAAAGUCAAAAGUGAUAUCGAUAUUGGCUAUACUAAAAAUAUAACACUGAUUAAUGGUUCAAUAUCUGAGUUUAAUUUGAUGCUAGACUUCCACCACAUUAUGGGAAGUGUGUGCGAAAAAGAAUAUGUGCUGGUGCCAGAGAUGGAAGCUAACGAUAAAUGGACUUUAUAUGAGAAUGGUUCUCUUUUACGUUUAAGCGAUAUGCGGCUAAUGUCUGAGAUGGAAUAUUGUUUUGAUGUCAGUGAAUUUGAAAUAGAUGGUAAUCUCUAUUUCCUUGUUAAUCCAAGUAAUUGUGCAAGUGAUACUCUACCAAAUAAUUUGAUCAUCAAUGGCUACGCCAUGCUUUUUUCAGUGCCUUUUUUUGUAUUAACAAUUUUAUAUCUGUAUUGUUGCAUGAAUAUCGAAAAACCUUAUAGCAAGAGUUUAAUAUCCUAUCUAAGUGCCUUGGCUGUUUCAUAUUCCCUUAUAAGUUUUAUGAUAAUAUCGAAGAUUAAAUUUGAGCCAAUUACUUGUCAAAUUCUGGGUUUUAUCAUAUAUUACACAAUGAUUUGUUAUUUAACCUGGACUUGCAUAAUUAGUUAUGAUUUAUGGUAUUCCUAUUCGAAUUUCGGGGCCACAAGUUCAUUCUUGAAGUAUACUAUAGUGGGUUGGAUGUUGCCUCUCAUAAUGACACUUCUCACUGCCAUUGCUCAGAUGACUAUACCUGAUCCUGAUUUCCAACCCGGAAUUGUUGCCAUUAGUUGCACACUCGACAAUACUCGUUGGUCGGCUCUCAUUUAUUUGUAUAUACCUUGCAUCUUAGCAUUGAUCUAUACCUUGACUAUGUAUAUAAGAACCUUGGUUUUCAUAAAACGUUCUAAUGAUGUCGUGCAGCAAAAUUAUGAUGCAGAUUCAACUAGUUUUGGGGUUUUCCUUAAUUUUCGAUUGUUUUCAUUUAUGUGUCUCUCAUGGAUUGUCGAUAUUGUAUCAUUUUUCUGGCAAGCUACUCAUCAAAAGGAGAAAAAUUCUGGUGUUUAUUUGCCCGAUGUUUUGAACGCAUCACAGGGAAUUUUUAUGUUUAUGACGUUGAUUAUGCAUGCCAAAUUCUGGAAGAACGUAUGUCGAAGAAUAGAAGUGAAAAGAAAACGAGCAAGAAGGGCUAGUGAAAUAGAAAUGAUACCGAAUCGGAGAAAUUAACUAGCAAAACCAAAUACCCCUGGACGAUGAUUGCGAGCUCAGAGUAAUCAAUAUAGACAUGAUCAACAUAAAUGAAUGAAAUGUGAUGUAAGCCUCAAUAGGCUAGGAGCAAACGGGUAUAAAUUUACAAACUUAAGUAAAUAAAAAAUAUUGGCCUUAAUUUGACCGAUUAAACAUGGUAUUGUUGAAAAAAAAAACAUUUUUAAAGAUAUGAUAAA
Messenger RNA from Stomoxys calcitrans (stable fly), 1786 nucleotides. Its product is annotated as G-protein coupled receptor Mth2-like. Lineage: Eukaryota; Metazoa; Arthropoda; Insecta; Diptera; Muscidae. The transcript has 7 exons. Gene Ontology annotation, cellular component: membrane. Gene Ontology annotation, biological process: cell surface receptor signaling pathway. The record is from RefSeq and is a predicted model, not a curated record. Bases 63 to 1568 code for a protein of 501 amino acids. Gene Ontology annotation, molecular function: G protein-coupled receptor activity.